UCCAAGCAAUCUAACAAACAAACCUUCCAAGCCUUUCGAACGUCAGAGUUCUCCACAAAACCCAACAAGCAUCAUGUCUGCCAAAAUUGUGAUCUGCCUGGCUGUGUGCGUGUUCGGUACUGCUUCGGCUGGAGUUUUCCCAGUGGCAGCUCCGCUUGCUGCGGCAGGAGUCGUCGCACCGUACGCCACCUCCUACAACGCACAUACCGUCAACCAUGCGGUAGCGGCUCCGGUCGUUGCGGCUGCUCCGGCCGUCGUUGCUGCCCCGGCGGCACGCUUCGUUGCACCGGCAGCUCCUGCUCUGGCCUACACUGCCGCUGGACUGCCAGCCUACAGUGCUUACACUGCCGCCGGUCUGCCAGCCCUCAGCGCCUACUCGGCCUACACUGGACUGCCCGCUCCGUACGUGUUCUAAGGUACGCGUUGAAGCAGAAGCACAUUGGCAUUGACUGAACAUUGGGGUUCUGUCGAGACGAUGCUGAUCGUUCGUACUGUCGCCACCUUCCUGCAUCUAGGAUCUUUUGUAAAUAUUGUCCUUCCUGCUUAACUCAAUUCUUGUCACAAUCAAAAUACAACACCUUUUUAGAAGGAAUGUUCCUAAAAA
This is a messenger RNA of Anopheles merus, 604 nucleotides long. Its product is annotated as cuticle protein 16.5-like. Lineage: Eukaryota; Metazoa; Arthropoda; Insecta; Diptera; Culicidae. The transcript is spliced from 2 exons. The coding region runs from base 74 to 415 and encodes 113 amino acids. The record is from RefSeq and is a predicted model, not a curated record.